This is a messenger RNA of Dermochelys coriacea (leatherback sea turtle), 3100 nucleotides long. RefSeq names its product RCC1 and BTB domain containing protein 1 (gene RCBTB1). The coding region runs from base 265 to 1860 and encodes 531 amino acids. Lineage: Eukaryota; Metazoa; Chordata; Testudines; Dermochelyidae. The transcript is spliced from 13 exons. Gene Ontology annotation, molecular function: protein binding. The record is from RefSeq and is a predicted model, not a curated record.
UGACGAGCGUUGGGUUUCUCGUUCCCUCCCGUCACGUGAUCUGGACCAGUCGCGGCAGCGUCUCGCCCGCUCUCAGCCUCCUGCUCCGCGCGCGCUGCCGGGGUGGCCGCUUCCAGGUGCCUCGUGGCGGGUUCGGGGCAGCAGCCACCCUGUCCCCCGCCGCGGGCCAGGGCCAGGGCUCGGGCUCGGCCGGGCAGGACGCUCCUAGCUCAUUUCCAGAAAUGUCAACUUUCUUAUAGGAAUUGUGUGAAACCCAACAAAGUCAUGGUGGAUGUAGGAAAGUGGCCAAUAUUUACCUUGCUUUCGCCUCAAGAAAUAGCAUCUAUUAGGAAAGCAUGUGUAUUUGGCACGUCGGCCAAUGAAGCUAUAUACAUAACCCAUAAUGAUGAGGUGUUUGUGUUUGGACUAAACUGUAGUAAUUGUUUGGGGACUGGAGAUAAUCAAAGCACCAUAGUACCAAAGAAAUUAGAAGCCUUAUGUGGAAAGAAGAUUAACAGUCUCAGUUAUGGAAGUGGACCACAUGUUCUACUUAGCACUGAAGAUGGUGAAGUUUAUGCUUGGGGACAUAAUGGAUACAGCCAGCUUGGGAAUGGAACAACCAAUCAGGGCAUUACUCCUAUUCAAGUCUGUACCAACCUGCUAAUUAAGAGGGUGAUUGAAGUAGCUUGUGGUUCUCAUCAUUCUAUGGCCCUAUCAUCUGAUGGAGAUGUAUAUGCAUGGGGCUAUAACAACUGUGGUCAGGUCGGAUCUGGAUCUACAGCAAAUCAGCCAACUCCUCGCAAAGUCUCAAAUUGUUUACAGACUAAAAUGGUGGUCAGUAUUGCUUGUGGUCAGACCUCCUCUAUGGCUGUAAUAGACAAUGGUGAGGUAUAUGGCUGGGGUUACAAUGGUAAUGGGCAGCUAGGUCUGGGAAACAAUGGCAAUCAACUCACACCUUGUAGAGUGGCAGCAUUACACGGUGUAUGUGUACUUCAGAUUACCUGUGGCUAUGCGCACACAUUAGCACUAACAGAUGAGGGUUUGCUCUAUUCCUGGGGAGCUAACACUUAUGGGCAGCUGGGAACUGGCAAUAAAAGUAACCAGCUAAGCCCAGUGCAGAUCAUGAUGGAAAAAGAAAGGGUUGUAGAGAUUGCAGCCUGCCACUCUUCUCACACUUCUGCUGCCAAGACCCAAGGUGGCCAAGUGUAUAUGUGGGGCCAGUGCCGUGGCCAGUCUGUUGUUCUUCCUCACCUCACUCACUUCACUUGCACUGAUGAUGUGUUUGCUUGCUUUUCUACUCCUGCUGUGAUGUGGCGCCUCCUUUCAGUAGAGCAUGAAGACUCCUUAACAGUAGCUGAGUCUCUGAAGAAAGAGUUUGACAGUCCAGAAACCUCAGACCUAAAAUUCCGCGUAGAUGGAAAAUACAUCCAUGUUCAUAAAGCUGUUCUAAAGAUCAGAUGUGAACACUUCAGAACCAUGUUCCAGUCAUAUUGGAAUGAGGACAUGAAGGAGGUGAUAGAAAUAGACCAAUUUUCUUACCCAGUGUAUCGUGCCUUUCUUGAGUACCUAUAUACAGACAGCGUUGAUCUGCCACCUGAAGAUGCUAUAGGACUUUUGGAUUUGGCCACAUCUUACUGUGAAAACAGAUUGAAAAAACUGUGUCAACACAUUAUCAAGAGAGGAAUUACUGUGGAAAAUGCAUUUUCAUUGCUCUCUGCUGCAGUGAGAUAUGAUGCAGAGGAUUUAGAAGAAUUCUGCUUUAAGUUUUGUGUCAAUCAUUUGACGGAAGUGACACAGACUGCAGCGUUUUGGCAAAUGGAUGGCCCCCUGCUAAAGGAAUUCAUUGCUAAAGCCAGUAAAUGUGGAGCCUUUAAGAACUGAAACACAUGGCUAGGUGUCUCCAAAGAAAAUAAAACCCAGGAACCUCUAAGGAGAGGCACUGAAAAGCAGAGUUUCUGGACCAUACCGUCUCCUGUGGCCCUCUCUCCUCCACCUGGGUUAAGAGGCCUAGCCAAGGCAUCCUGUCCCUGUGAACUGAGCUGCUGUUAGGCUGUGGUGAGUGAACACAAGUGUGGAAACUGAGAAGACAAGAGUUGAUCGGGGUGUGAGUCACACUGGAUAAAAUUAUCAAAAUUCUGUUUUCAACAGUUGCUAAGGAGCCUAAGUUUUCCUGAAGUUCAAUAGCCUUAUACUCUUAACCACUUCGGCAAUUUUGAAAAUAUUGCUCAGUAUCGUUAUCCAAGUUCUUGCUACUGUGCAUAUAUCUAUACUGGAGCUGGACGUGUAAUUUCUAGCUCAGGCAAAUUUAUAUGUGCUAGCGUUGCACUAGCUCCCUGCAGCAGCAUAGGGAAACUGCUGGAAACAAUCCCACCCAAGACCCGGGGUACCUAGGUGAUGAGCCUGCUGCUGCCAGUGCCGCCACGGCUGCACUGCUAUUUUUUAGCUAAUUUGAUCAAAGCUAGUGUGCAUGUCUACUCGAGCUGGAAAUUACACCUCCAGUGUUGACAUAACCCUGAGGUAUAGAUUUGAAAGCCAACCACUGCAACAGGAGAGCAAGACUGAAAUUUCUAAAGAUACGUAAGGGCAUUAGGUGCCCAACCCACAUUUGAAAUUUAAUGGGAUUUGGAAUCCUAUCCAUUAGGAAUCUUUGAAAACCCCACCCUAAAUUCAAACCUAGCACAAGUAAAAUUAGAGCUAUGAACAUGCACAGGGUGUUGUGUACAUUUGCCUGACAUACUAAUAUCUAGCGCUUCUCUGUCUAGCAGCUUUUCCACAGAAGGGAGAGAUGAAAGACUUGUUGGAAUGUUGGUAACUUGCUUUUGUCCUUAGAGGUAACACCUUCAAAUAUUUCCACCUAAAUAGACUAAAUCUAUCAAUCCCUCAAUUCAGGACUCCUGUAGCACAUUUUGGCUGUCUACAGGCAACAAGUAGAGCUAUGCAAUAGAACUAUUAAUUUACACUAAUGACAGAGUGCAUUGUUAACUUUGUAAAGUAGUUAAGUGAAGUGUAAAAUGCACUAAAAUAUACUGAGUUUCUUAAGUGUAGAUUAAUUUCAUUUAUUUCAUAGUACAGCUGCAAAGGUUCUUUAGUGUAUUUAAGAAUAAUAAAAUCUUAAUAUGAA